Messenger RNA from Heterobasidion irregulare TC 32-1, 3780 nucleotides. RefSeq lists its product as uncharacterized. Gene Ontology annotation, biological process: phosphatidic acid biosynthetic process; intracellular signal transduction; cell motility. The transcript has 25 exons. The record is from RefSeq and is a predicted model, not a curated record. The annotation marks the transcript as partial. Gene Ontology annotation, molecular function: phosphatidylinositol binding; D-type glycerophospholipase activity. NCBI's taxonomy places the organism in Eukaryota, Fungi, Basidiomycota, Agaricomycetes, Russulales, Bondarzewiaceae.
GCCAAAUGGAACCGUUUGCGUUUCUUGAUCCCCACCGUAACUUCACAGGCGCAGAAAGAAGCUCAAUCCUCCACUGUUGCACCCACAGGUGUAAACAUCACCGACGAGCUAAUCGCAGGUGGACUUUCUACUCUUAUGUUACGGCUCUGGUUUGAGCGCGACGAGAAGGAUCGUAGGCGUGUCCCAGUGCUCUUGCAUAGGUUACGCAUCCGAAUCAGCGACAGUCUUCAUCCUUUACACGGUACCCAAAGUGUGUUCCGCAUAGAAUGUGAAUACGCCAAUGGCGCCGCGCGGUGGGUUGUUUAUCGCCAACUGCGCGACUUUCUCUCUUUACACACGCACUAUGCGGUUUCGAAUGCCUACAAUCGCAAUGUGGACAAUCUCCCUGAGUUCCCUCGCACAAGUCUGCCGUACUUUAAAUUCCUGAAAAAGGAGAGCCGCGAGAAAGGCGGGGAAGUCAAGCGAGCUGAUUUUGCUCGUCUCCAGAGAGAGGCACUGGAAGACUACCUUAUUAGUCUAGUCAGAGCUGUCAUGUUUCAUCCAGCUUCAAACAGGUUAGCUGGUUUUCUGGAGAUCAGUGCUUUGUCUAUCUCUCUGGCGCAGUCUGGAGGCGCACAGUACAAGGCUGGAUAUCUCCGGGUCGAGGCAGUGACUAGUAAUAAGCCUUCGGGCUUUGGACGCAGAGCGGCAAGCCGGCGCGAGAAAAGAGAGCAGAAGUGGUGCUCUAUCAGGGAGAGCUAUCUCGUCGCCGUGGAAGAACCAGGACAGACUUCUGUCUGGGAUGUGUUCAUGUUGGAUCCCGACUUCAAGAUCGAACGGCCUAUGCGAUACUAUCGUCAAGGCUUGCACCUUCUUCAAGGGGAACAACACGAGCGACAGUCUGAGGAGGUCAAGGAUAAGGCUUCAUCCUCGUCAUCUACAUCGUCGCGUCCCCCAACCCCCAUGUUAGACCCAUCCACAAAUACCAAUCCCUUGAUGGAAGCACCAAGCAAAAACCAGGCACAAGACGAAGACGAGAAGACAAAGAAGAAGAAAUCUAGUGAUGUUUCAAAGCAUACUUUCUACGUCGAAAAUUCACAAACGAGGCUCAAGUUGUAUGCGAAAAGCGAACGACAAAUGCUGCAAUGGAUCGCGGCGCUUGAGAGGGUUGCUGCGACAUCGCACUACACCGGACGUAAUCGGUUUGACAGCUUCUCCCCCAUUCGAUUGAAUGUUGCGGCUCAGUGGCUCGUUGAUGGUCGUGACUACUUUUGGAAUCUUUCUCGUGCUAUUCUUCUGGCAAGGGAUGUAAUCUAUAUCCACGAUUGGUGGUUGUCUCCUGAGUUGCAGCUGCGUCGUCCCGGGAAGCCUAAAUAUCGAUUGGAUCGAUUAUUAGAAAGGAAGGCCAAGGAAGGCAUUAAAGUGUACAUCAUUGUCUAUCAGGAGGUGUCUAAUCGAACGACACCUACGGAUAGCAACUACACCAAGCAGCGGAUGACAUCGUUACAUCCGAACAUCAUGGUCCAGCGAUCUCCGUCCCAUUUCCAGACAGGUACCUUCUAUUGGGCCCAUCAUGAGAAGCUCUGUGUCAUUGAUGAGACUAUCGCCUUCAUGGGAGGCCUGGAUCUAUGCUUUGGACGAUGGGAUACGUCACAACACGUCCUCACAGACGACCCAGGAGAUGAGGGCGCAGAAGAAAUUUGGCCUGGCAAGGAUUACAGUAACGGUCGCAUGAAUGACUUCCACACACUCAAUAAGCCUGAAGAAGAUAUGCACGAUCGCACCAGAAUUCCUCGCAUGCCAUGGCACGAUGUGGGGUUACAAGUUCUUGGGCAACCAGCGCGAGACGUAGCACGUCAUUUUGUGCAAAGAUGGAAUUAUCUACUCCGCAUCAAGAACCAUUCACGCGUCAUGCCAUUCCUCCUUCCACCCCCUGAGUUCAAGCCUGGAGAGUUGGGCCAGUUGGGUCUUACUGGAACAUGCGAAAUGCAGAUCUGCCGUUCUGCUGGUCCAUGGUCAUUGGGCACGCCGGACAGAAUUGAACAUUCGAUACAAAAUGCCUACUUGAAAGCUAUCCAGAUGUCUGAGCAUUUCGUUUAUAUUGAGAAUCAGUUCUUCAUCUCGUCGACCGUGGUGGGUGAUGUGACCGUCGAAAACAAGAUUGGCGACGCUAUAGUGCAUCGCAUCAUUCGUGCCCAUCGCGAGGGUAUUCCAUGGAAAUGCUGUGUCGUCAUUCCACUUCUACCCGGAUUCCCCUUUCCUGUCGACCAUACUGAUGCGAGUUCCGUUCGUAUCAUCCUUGAAUGCCAAAACCGAACUAUAUGUCGCGGCCCCAAUUCAAUUUUUGCUCGCUUGCGUCGAGAAAACAUCGAUCCGGACAACUACUUCACUGUAUUUUCGCUUCGUAACUGGGGAAAGCUCCGCGGAGAUGUCUUAACCUCAGAACUUGUUUACAUCCACGGCAAAGUCUGCAUUGUCGACGACCGUUUGGUCAUCAUCGGAAGUGCGAACAUCAAUGAACGAUCUCAGCGGGGGGAUCGUGACUCUGAAAUAGCUGCUAUUAUUAGAGAUACUGACAUGAUAGACGGUUCAAUGGCUGGUAAACCUUUCAAAGUUGGGCGGUUUGCUCAUACACUUCGUGUGCGCUUAAUGCGUGAGCACGUUGGCGUAGACGUGGACGCUAUUGACGAGCAAGAUAUGCUAGCGAAAGAUCCUCCCAAGGAGGAGCACCAGCAGCACGAAUGGGACCCCGAUGCAGAGCAGGAAUAUGGACGGGAGGAUGUCACAGCAAAGAAGUCAGCACGCGAGGUUGUACACGGUUCGAGCGAUAUUGGUUCUAAGGAUCUCGCCGAGGUUUUGCAAAGAACCAGCAUAUCACGUCGUCCUCCUGAAGGCUUUCCUGAUGCUAGGGCAGGAAACAAGUCCCUGCAAGAUGAGCGCCAAACUUUCACGCGCGACGGGGAAAAGGUUCCAGGAUUUACGAGCUCCGUCGUUCCAACUCUCGAAGAGCAGAUGAUCAUGGAACACCGGCCUUCCGCCGAACAUGCUUAUGGGAGUCCUAUUGAGGAAGACAUUGAGAAGGAGGCGAAGGAAGAUGCAGGUGCUUCGUCGGGUGAUCUGCGCGAUGAGACUGGACUGCUGUGUGGUGCUCCUGCCGAUGCCCAACCGGAGGCGGACGAUCAACCCCCGCAUGCGAGUGAAGUCAAGAGUGAUGCUGAUACUGAAGAAAAGCGGGCACCUCAUGUGCGUUCAAUCUUGAGGAGGCACCUUGGAGCGAAGCUUGGACAUAACCCAUGGACUUUGCCUACACCAACGCCAAAGAUCGACCCGGACGGUUUUGAAGAUCCAGUCUGCGACGCCUUUUGGAAAGAUGUCUGGGUGGCAUCCGCUGUGCACAAUACGGAAAUCUUCCGCAGAGUCUUCCAUGCAAUUCCAGACGAUCUCGUCGCUACGUGGAAACAAUACACCGAGUUCGUUGCUCACCACGAGCGCUUGAACAAACCGGAAGGAGAAGAUAAGGCUCCACAUGACGAUGAUGCAGCCUGUUCCAAGACGGGGUCUAGCGGAGACGACAAGGAGCCCUCCGUACCAAACGGUCAGGGGCCUUCUGAGAAGGUGAAGAAACCUGAGAAAGGGGAACCACCUUUCACGCGGCAGGAAAGAGAGGAGAUGGAAUCUCUACUCCGUGAACUAUGUGGCCAUCUUGUGCUGUAUCCUACGCGGUUCCUAGAGGGCGAAGAUAUCGCCAACAAUUUCUUGUUCAAUGCUGACAGACUGAUGCCUAUGCCUAUCUACGAUUAA